AUGAACUAUAAGAAUUAAUUUAACAGGAAGGAUUUGAUAAAAAGGUUUAGAUAGCAAUUGAAUAAAUUCUUCCAUCAGAAGAUUUAGAAACUUAAGACGAAUCAAAUAUUAAAUGGGCUUUAUUCUUUAAUUCUAAUGAAAUACUAAUUAAUGGAUAAUAGUGAUGAGAGUUAAUAAAAUGAAUAAUAACAAACAAAAAAUGAUGAACUUGUUGAAGAUUAGUUUUUUAAGUGA
Molecule: messenger RNA, 234 nt
Organism: Tetrahymena thermophila SB210
Lineage: Eukaryota; Ciliophora; Oligohymenophorea; Hymenostomatida; Tetrahymenidae
Exons: 2
Source: RefSeq, a predicted model, not a curated record